AGAGUCUUUCACCUAAUAAAGUCGUUCAACCAAAGUAAUCAAUAGAUCUCUGCUCUUCGCUCCGAAAAAUCAAAAGAGGAUCCAAAGAAAAAACACAAUCCGAGAUUUAUUUUUUAAUCACGCAACGACGUCGCGUGCUUUGUUUCUCUGCAUCGCCAUGGCAAUUGCGUCCGAUGAAUCCACCAGAAUAUGCAGUCACUGUGACAGAGCUAUCCCUUCUUCGAAUAUUGAUUUGCAUUAUGCCCAUUGCUCCCGUAAACUAGAAAGAUGUAAAGUUUGUGGUGACAUGAUUCCAAGGAAAUUUUCAGAGGAACACUUCUUAAAUACCCAUGCUCCGGUAUCCUGUUCACUGUGUAGUGAGACAAUGGAACGUGAAAUUUUACCAAUCCACAAAGGUGAAAAUUGCCCACAGCGGAUUGUCACCUGUGAGUUCUGCGAGUUUCCAUUGCCUGCUAUUGAUCUAGCUGAGCAUCAGGAAGUAUGUGGAAAUCGAACAGAGCUUUGUCUUCUGUGCAACAAAUAUAUUAGACUGCGAGAAAGAUAUAAUCAUGAAAGUUGGUGCAAUGGCAUCUCCGAUAAUACUGUGGGAUCUUCCAGGGAUGUGAGGGCAGCUGAAAGAGAGCAAGGUCCUCCUCAAGGAAGACAGCCGCAGGACUUCUCACGGAAGCGUCUUCUAUUCACGAUAGCAAUAACAGGCAUUGCUGUUCUAUUAGGAUCUCUUUUUUUCCAGAGAAAGACGGAGACCAACCAAGUGCAUUAGCAGCAGAGAGGAUACGCAUUGAGUAAUGUAAAUGUGCUCGAGAGCUAUAUUAUUUUAUCUGUACCUGAAACCAUCUGAGAACGUACUGUUAUUACCUUAUUAAGCUCAUUGGGAUUGUGAUAAUAUACUUACUGGACUGCUACUUGCUUUUUA
This is a messenger RNA of Juglans regia (Persian walnut), 913 nucleotides long. Its product is annotated as XIAP-associated factor 1. The record is from RefSeq and is a predicted model, not a curated record. Gene Ontology annotation, molecular function: zinc ion binding. The transcript is spliced from 6 exons. Bases 158 to 760 code for a protein of 200 amino acids. NCBI's taxonomy places the organism in Eukaryota, Viridiplantae, Streptophyta, Magnoliopsida, Fagales, Juglandaceae.